Molecule: messenger RNA, 658 nt
Organism: Cantharellus anzutake
Lineage: Eukaryota; Fungi; Basidiomycota; Agaricomycetes; Cantharellales; Hydnaceae
Exons: 2
Coding region: 57-533 (158 amino acids)
Source: RefSeq, a predicted model, not a curated record
GAAGCAUUCUAUUCCAUGCCCCUGCUUACAAUCCUUCGUGCACUGUUGAUUCGCUAAUGCCAGCCAGCUCCAGCCUAGCACCUAGGCAUCAGGCUCCAAUAACAUGUAUUUGUCCCCCAUCUGUGUCCGCUGCACGCCUCUUGAUUGCUCGAUGCUGUGUUGUGAUGACUUCGGUCUUGCAGUUGGUGAUCAAGAGGCCCUUCCAUCGAGCGCUCCCCAAUCAGCUCCCUUCACGUGUUUCUCUUUCUAUCAUGUCCAUCCGCCUGAUGUGUUUUCUCUAUCAGAUUGGCACUGUUAUUCUGUACCCCAGUGCUAGUCGUGCUGAGUUCAGAAGUCUCGGGACAUGGGGUCACGUCCUCGUGCCGCAACCGCCGCUACUAUACUGCCAUGAUUUCGCCACCUUCCCGAUGAGAUCAAGGUGGUCGAUUUUCUGGGAACGGCGGCAAUGUAAUGAGAACUCUGGGUAUAGUUCAAACACAGGGUGCGUCAGCCUGAUGAACUGUUGUCCCACCAGGUGCGAAACGUGCGGUUGAUAAUAUAUGAGGCACAGCCUAGGCUGGGAAUUGAUGGAGCGAUUUCUCCCUAGAGAAGGAAACGUUCCUUUGGGUCGUUACAUAGUUGGCUGCACCUUAACUUAUCAAGAGGCACUGGUUCGUAG